This is a messenger RNA of Daphnia pulex (common water flea), 5747 nucleotides long. RefSeq names its product putative leucine-rich repeat-containing protein DDB_G0290503. The record is from RefSeq and is a predicted model, not a curated record. The coding region runs from base 1542 to 5621 and encodes 1359 amino acids. The transcript has 4 exons. NCBI's taxonomy places the organism in Eukaryota, Metazoa, Arthropoda, Branchiopoda, Diplostraca, Daphniidae.
AAACAUCUGUGGAGUCACACAGGUAGUAUGUGUUAUUAAGAGUGACAGAAAACUAAAUAGAAUAGAAAAAACUAUAUUACCUGUUCAUGAAAGUUUCCUUCUGUAACGCAUUUGGAUCUCGGAUAAUACAACUCAUUUUGAACGUUCUGAUGAAGGCAUGACGUCUAGCAAGUCUCAGAUUGAAAACCAAAAAACCAAAAAACACUUCGGUUAGAAAUUCCUGCAGAAAGAAACGGUGAAAUUUAGACAUUUUUAUUUGCAAGAUCUCGUCCAGUCGUCCGUCGGUACCGUCACUUGGAGAAUGCGGACUGUGGACUUGGAGAAUAAUGAAUUGAUUUGCACUCUAGCGGGAAAAGGAUUAUUUUUAUUAGAAGUAGAAAACUGGACAACUUGAACCUGGCUACUGGUAAACACAUUUUCAUUUCGACAGGUGUUUCAGAUGUUGAACUACAAAACCACAUUGCUGCUUUGAGGGGUAACUCAUGCUGCUGUAAGGGAUUGCAAUCGGCUGCCUUUUUGUUGUGAGUAAAUCACGAGAUGGGACUAAAAACCCUUAGCGCAGAUUUCCACAAAAUAAAUUUAAACAAAAAAAAAUAAACUUUUGGUCUGCUUAAAUAACGACUACUUGUCAAUCAUUGUAUAAGCUCCCAAUGACAUUUUCAAAUUUUCCUUUUAUGUAAGACCUUCUUAUGUCCCUAGAUGCCAGCCAUUUAUCAUUCAAGAUUGGACGACUUUUUUUGUUUUGUCUCUUAUCAUUAUUUAAUACUUCUGAGUUUCAACAAACAAAAGAGGCGCCUUGGCAUAAUUUGAAACUGUGACCGAUCACUGAAAAGGACCAAUUUGACGACCAAAAAGGGACACGAGAGCCCAACUGACUGAUAUGCUAUUGGAAAUCCCAUAAACAAAAGACCAAUCGACCCGUGUGUUGAUAACAAAGCAAGAGACCAGCAGGAUCACAAACAAACCUUGGCGAUUACGACUUUGACGUAAAGCAAAGUUAAACAGAUAAACAGCAGCUUUCAAUCUAAUUUUCAAGUUGGUAUCGUACAAAUCUUAAUAAAACAGGGGGGAAAAGGCAACAGCUAUUCCAUAUCUACUCAACAUCAGUUGUUUCUAGAUCUCUAAAGCGUUUUGAGAAGGAUCUUGUUUUUACAUUUGACCAGACGCCACCUCAGCAAUUUGUCAGACUACUUCCAUUCGGGAAGGAACUUAAUCGUCAAACAGGACUCAUCAAACAGCAUCUGCACGAUUUCCCGACCGACUUUCGUUGCCUUUCACGUUCCACGUCACGUCAAGCGCAAUACUGGCAUCAGUCUUUCCAGCAGCGACUUCGGAGAAAUAGACUUGCUCAACAAGAAUCUUCAUUCGUAUAAAAAUCGCGGAUGUUUCUGAAAUCAAACUUGUCGAGAAAGAGUCGCUAGGCAAUCAAACGGAAACUACACAGCGCCAACUGAAUCCGCAACUGAGCCCACAGGAAUUAAUCCAAAAGUCACGUGACCAUAAUUUCGCAUAAUAUAAAAAAAAAAAAAAAAACUUAAAAAAUGAGCUUGAAAAUUAGUCUGAAAAAGAAGAAAAAGCCGGAUUUGGAUUCAAAUCCCCAAGACGCUAGCAACGAUGAUGAAUUGCCCAAAGAGUGCUCAGAGAGUGACGCCACAGAGGGAAAGCCGGAUGAAGCAGCAGAUAAAGUCAUUGAUGAAGUCGAAGAUGAAGUCAAAGAAGAAGUCGAAGAUGGAGUCAAAGAAAAAGGUAAAUUGAAAGAAAAAGUCAAAAGUAAAGAUAAAGACAAAGUCAAAGAGAAAGUCAAGAAAGCAGAGGGCAAAUCGAAGGGCGCUGGAGCCUUUGGAAGCCUCUUUGGCAAGAAAGUCGCAGCGGCUGCAGAGGAAGCGGUUGGUGAUCCGGACAAGGCCAAUGCAACAAUUGAAGAAGACUUGUCUGGCAUUGAUGAAAUAAUCAAAGAUCCAAAUAACGUGGAUUCCUGGAUCGACGGAGUAUCACAAGUCGUUGAUGGAUCGAUCGACCAAAAGGAAACUGAAUCCGCGACUGAGUCAGAAGAAGAAGCAAAGGGUACGUUACCAGAUACGAAAAAGAGCAAGAAAAUGAGCCGAGGAAUGAGCCUGAAAAGGAAGAAAAAGCCAGAUUUGGAUUCGAAUCCACAGGACGAUGGGAAAGAAGACCAAUUGCCCAGCAAAGAUUGUCUGGAGAGUGAAACCACAGAGGAAAAACCGGAUGAAGCAGCGGAUGAAGUCACUGAUGAAGUCGAAGAUAAAGUCAAAGAAAAAGGUAAAGUCAAACAUAAAGAUAAAGACAAUAUCAAGGAGAAAGUCAAGAAAGCAGAGGGCAAAUCAGAAGUUCGAUCGAAGGGCGCCUUUGGAAGUCUUUUUGGCAAGAAAGUCGCAGCAGCUGCAGAGGAAGUGGUUGGUGAUCUGGACAAGACCGUUUCAACAAUUGGGGAAGACUUGUCUGGCAUUGGUGAAAUGAGCAAAGAUCCAACUAACGUGGAUACCUGGAUAGACGGAGUAUCAAGUGUCAUAAACGACGGAUCAGCAGAAGUAACCGAUGGAGUAGCAGAAGUCGUAAACGAAAAAUUGGCAGAAGAGCAAUCAAAAGUCACGUCACCAGAUACGAAAAAGAGCAAGAAAAUGAGCCGAGGAAUGAGCCUGAAAAAGAAGAAAAAGCCAGAUUUGGAUUCGAAUCCACAAGACGCUGGCAAAGAAGAUGAAUUGCCCAGCAAAGAGUGCUUGGAGAGUGAAACCACAGAGGAAAAAUCGGAUGAAGCAACGGAUGAAGCAGCGGAUGAAGUCAUUGAUGAAGUCGAAGAUGAAGUCAACGAAAAAGGUAAAGUCAAACAUAAAGUCAAAAGUAAAGAAAAAGUCAAAAGUAAAGACAAAGUGAAAGAUGAAGUUCAAGGUGUUGAAGACGCCAAACCUAUCAAGAAAGCAGAUGGCAAAUCAGAGAAUCGAUCGACGUUCACUGGAGCCAUUGGAAGCCUUUUGGGUAAGAAAGUCGCAGCAGCUGCAGAGAAAGCGAUUGGUGAUCUGGACAAGGCCAUUGCAACAAUUGGAGAGGAGCUGCCUGGCAUUGAUGAAAUAAUCAAAGAUCCAAAUAACGUGAAUACCUGGAUCGACGGAGUAUCACAAGUCGUUGAUGGAUCGAUUGACCAAAAGGAAACUGAAUCCGUGACUGAGUCAGAAGAAGACGAAGAAGCAAAAGUCACGUCACCGGAACCGAAAAAGAGCCUGAAAAUGAGUCUGAAAAAGAGCAAGAAAAAACCGGAUUUUGAUUCAGAAUCACAAGACGCUGGCAAAGAUGAUGACAUCCUAGAGGAGAAAUCGGAUGAAACUGAUGAUAAAGUCACUGAGGUAAUUGAAGGUAAAGUGAAUGUUACAGUCAAAAGUAAAGAUAAAGUUAAAAUAAAAGUCAAGGAUGUCGAAGACACCAAAGUUGUCAAGAAAGUGGAUGGCAAAUCGACGUUUGCUGGAGCCAUUGGAGGCCUUUUUGGCAAGAAAGUCGCAGCGGCUGAAGAGGGAGUGGCCACAGGCGGAGAAGACCUCGUAAGCGACAGACUAGCAGGAGUCGCUGAUGGUAAUCAAACGGAAACCGAUUCCUCGACUGAGUUAGAAGAAGAAGAAGCAAAAGUCAAGUUACCAGAACCGAAAAUGAGCCGGAAAAUGAGCCGGAAAAUGAGCAAGAAAGUUCUAGGUACAGAUGAUGAAUUGGCCAAAAAGUGCUUGGAGGAUGGCAGUAACACGGUACAACCGGAAGAGGCCGAUGGAGAGGCCGAUGGAGUCACCGAUGGAGUCACCGAUGAAGACCUGGGAGACACAGAUGUAGUCAAAGAUGUAAUCAAAAGCAAAGCCAAAAGUAAAGCCCAAAACAAAGUCAAAGUUGCCAAAAACGUAAAAGGUGACAAAGAUGAAGAUGAAGAACGUAAAACGAAAAGUAAAGGCAAAAGCAAAGUUAAACUUGACAAGAAAGUAAAGGGAGAUGAAGUUGAAGACCAAGUUGAAGAUGAAGCCGUAGAUGAAGUCAAACGUAAAGCCAAAAACAAAUCUAAAGUUGGCAAGAAAGUAGAAGCUGAUGAAGACGAAGAUUUAGAAGUAGAAGUAGAAGAAGAAGACUCGGACUUGGACGAAGAUGAAGUCAAUCAUAAAACCAAAAGCAAAGUUGGCAAGAAAAGACAGAACAAAAAAGUUCGAACGGCGGUCGUUUCCGUGAGUAAAGCUGUCGGAGGUAUUAUUGGCGGGCAAAUCGGAUCGGCUGCAGUUGGUGCCAUUGUCGGAGCCGUUUACGACGUGGGCACGGCCAUUGCCACACGCGGAGAUGAGAUGAACGGCAUUUGUGGAAUAAUCAAGAAUCCUACGAACGCCGAUUCCUGGAUCGAAGGAGCAUCAAGUUUGACUAAAGACACACAAGAUCAAAACAUUUUUGGCAGUGAAUCGGAAAGUGAACCAUCGCCCGAGUCAGAAGAAGAAGAAGAAGAGAGGACGCCAAAACGGAAAAAGAGUCUGAAAUCAAGUAAGAGCAUGCAGAAGUCAAUGGAAGUCGAUUCAGACCCAGUAGACCAAGACCUUGUGCGCAUCUACGACAUUACCUCGCAGACAAUGAGAAAGAUCCUGAAAGAGGCCGGAAUCGCUUUACCGGAAUAUCAAGGCGGUCGAUCAGUGUCUGCCCUCGUUAAGCAAUUGCAACGACUGACAGAAAUGGCCAAAAACGAGUCGUUCACUUUGCAUUCCUAUUUCAAACUGUACGACAGUCUGCACGAACUGGUGACCGUCCAUAGAGCAGAGUUCAAAAUGACAAGCCCAUCGACCAUCACGCUCGCCGUCGAUUCGGAAUCCGUUUGCUUCGAUGACAACCUGAAGCGCUUCAUAGCUAAACUUCUUCUGCCCGUUCACGCGGCCCACAAAGUCCCGUUGAAAGACGUUGCCAACGACAAGAAAUUCCACUGCAUCUACCGAUUCCGCUGCAUCAUUUGCGCUCGCCACGGAAAUGAAUUCGUCUACGUCGGCCAAUCGAAGAAUUUCAAGCCUCGGUUCGAAACCCACACGGGGCAGAUGUUGCGCGAUUGGGUAAAAAGUGAGGAAAGGUCCACACUGUCGAUAGGAAAUCCACUCGCAAAAUCCACACCCCGAAAGUCUUCGUCUACUGUAUUCGAUCAUCCAGGGCACUGCCACCCUGACGUGGUUGUAAAGUUUAGCGAGAUCCUCGAAGUGGACAUAGUCCAUCGUUUUAUCGAAAUCAACAAAGACAAAACAAUUCGAAGAAACUGGGAAACAUUCAGUCAGUGGCUCUUCAAAUCAAUUGAAUACGAUGACGACGAUGACGAUGACGACGACGAAACUGAAAAUGUUACUGAAAAUGUUACUGAAAAUGAAAAUUUAACUGAAAAUCUAUCUGGAAAUGCAAAAGAAACUGCAAAAGAAAAUGCAACUGAAAAUGCAACCGAAAUUGGAACCGAAAAUGAAACCGAAAAUGGCACCCAAAACGCAACUGAAAAAGAAACAGAAAAUUUACCUGAAAACUUAACUGAAAAUGGAACCAACAACGGAACCGAAAGCGCAACUGAAAAUUUAACUGAAAACGCAAUUGAAAAAGAAACUGACGACGGCCCUGAGUUCUGAUUCUUAAAUAUUUCGCAUGUUAAAGUUAAUGACCAACAAGACUUUUUAACACAUUGAUUUUCUUUUUUAGAUGGCCAUUUUAAGUUUUCUUCAUUUUUUGUUUCAAUAAACCGACUAAUAAAAGUA